Messenger RNA from Teleopsis dalmanni, 3526 nucleotides. RefSeq lists its product as uncharacterized. The record is from RefSeq and is a predicted model, not a curated record. NCBI's taxonomy places the organism in Eukaryota, Metazoa, Arthropoda, Insecta, Diptera, Diopsidae. Gene Ontology annotation, biological process: proteolysis. Bases 1044 to 3401 code for a protein of 785 amino acids. The transcript has 7 exons. Gene Ontology annotation, molecular function: serine-type endopeptidase activity.
UUCAAUAAAAUACAAUACAAAAUAAUUAUGUUGAUGUUGAUUAUUUCAAACUAUCAAUAACUAUUCCCAUAACUAUCAAUAAACAUUGCAGCAAAGCGUUAGCAACAAAGCGUUGGUAGCAACGCUCAUGUCAACAUGUUGCCAAGCAACAAUCCGAAACAUUUGCUUGAAUGAAUGAAAAUUAUGUUCCAGGGAAACAAAAACUCUUGCUGUGAAUUGUGUUGUGUUUUUAGUUGGCUCGAAGUGCUUGUCGUGUGUGGACGUUCUCUGAGUUGAGAUUUGAUUUGUGGAAGGAAAAAAUUAUUUUACAAACGCGAAGUGUAGUGUUUACAUCUGUAUUCGAACAAAAUCUGAAGUAAUGCGGAUAUUUGCUUAACUUAUUGACAAUUUCAUUUAAGUGGAUAUUUGUCAGUAUUUAUCUUUUUGUUUAAACUCGUUAACUUUUAAGUGUUUGAAGUGAGCAGAAAUUACAACAAAAAUAUAUAUAUAAACAAAUAUUGUAGACGCAAAGUGCACGUGAAGUGUGUUCAGCCUUCCGAAUUUGAAAAAUUAAUUUGGCAGUUAUGAGUAAAAAUUCACACUUCGAGAUCUAAAAAUUAAAAACACAAAAACAAAAUUAUUUUAAAAAAUAAAAAUGAUUUAUAUGAUUGAAAACCAAAAACCAAGAAAUUCGUUUGUUUUUAAUUAAAAUUAUGUCUGAAAGAGUUAACAAACUCAGCAGUGACGUCGACUUUUCAUUGAGAAAAAAUUUAUGAAUGAAGAUCAGAAAAAACAAACCAGAAUUUGUGAAUUAAAACAUAUCAGUUUAAGUAUCUGAAAAUAAAAAAAAAAAGAAGACCUUACUUAAUUUACUUUAUAUGCACAAAAAAAAAAAAAUUGUAAUUAAAAUUAAAAAAAUUUAGCAGGUACAGUAAAACGUCGAUAAUCGCAUAAAUGGCGAAGUAAUUUGGCAUGGCAACGCAGCGAAAAUUUUCAAGAAAAUCAACUGGCAAUUAGCGAGCUUUGAGAAGAACAUAAUCAACUAAAACCGAAACUAUUGAAAAAUGAAUUUAAAGUUUCUACUGCAAUUGUUGGCAACGCUGCAGUUCUUUACAUUGAGUCAGAGCAGUCAUGUGCAGAAGGCAAGAAACUACAUCCGCACGGAAGUGAGGAGCGCCGUUGGUCACCGUCACCGUCAUAGCUUCUAUGCACAACCACCGCUACGACCACCAUCACAUUUUAAAAGCAAACACAGUACACAAUAUAUACAGCGCCUGCAUAAUCAUCCAAGCCGUUGGAGUGGGCGAUGGCACUCAUCAGAUCAUAAUCAGCGAUUUACACGCUGGACGCCUUGGACAACGUGCGACCAUAGCUGUGUGAAACGCAGGGAACGAUUCUGUAAAGCAAAACGAAAAUGUGGUUACACAAAGCACGUGGAGGAACAGAAAUGCUGGCACUGUCAUCCGCAGCAAACUUGGCAUGAUGAAUAUUCAGCCGUUCCGAAAACAUCCCAACUGCCACAGCAGAAUACACACGGUCCAAUAAUAAUAAAUGCCGCUGCGGCUGCAUCAAGUGGUACUCAGCCCACGCAAUCCCCGCAACAUGUGUCUACUGAAUCUGUUUACGUACCCACCGUGCAACAUGUGCAUCACGUACAGCAUGUGCCGGUACUGCCGGUGGAAAUCAUAGAACAUCAGCCUUAUCAGCCGAUAUUUAAUUACCCCCCUAUAACAUCAGCGCCAAUAAUCCGGGGUAUUGAACAUGUAAGUGAAGAUCACAAUCCAUUCGGAGUACAAGACGAAGCUGGUGUUUCAGAUGAAGAUGAUUUUUUUAUUUUUAAUGAACAUAAACGCCCGCAUAAAUUCAACAAAAACCGAAAACCAUUACCAAUCGACGCGACAAAUUAUGAAGAAUCACUACCUGAGGAAUAUAGUGAUUUCGAAGAUGAGGAGGACUCAAUGGAGUCUUCGUGGGAUUCUGCGCAUUUAUAUGGAUUACAAAUGGGUAAUAAAAUGAAAAAAAGUAAAAACAUGAAACAACAUCAACGAAAUGGACAUAAAAACCGAAAUCGUUCACAUAAGAAACAACGAUUUGGUACAGUGCUUAGUGAACGCAGUUUAGCACCAGGAGACGACGGCAUCGAAGGUGAUGUCUUUCAAUAUGAGGACUUCGAUUUUGAACAAGAUGCUGUCGCAAGUGAUCAUUACAAUGAUUCCUAUGACUCUGAUGACAAUGACUACUUAGACUUCAGAAAUGCGAGUUUUUACUCGAAAGAAAAAUCGACUAUAGAUGGACUGACACCUAAACAUAGACGACUUUAUUCCAAGUGGAGCCGUUGGACAAAGUGCUCACCAAAAUGCACUACGAGAAGAUAUAAAAAGUGCCGUGUACGAGAGCAGUGCGGUCGGGAAGUGCUUCGGGAAAUUGCUUAUUGCUACACGGAAGGUAGCUUUUGCGAGCAAUGGCUGCAAGCACAAGUUCACAAAGCACCACCUUAUGAAUUACGUCCAAUGUCUGCUUCUAGACGACGUGACAACAUCGGUGGUAUACAAUCGAACUCCAUAGUUAGCGACUACAUCAUGAGUGGCAAAGGUUACAGAGGUCCGGAAUAUGCUCCCAUGAAACUGAAAUGUGGCAUACCCUCCAUACGAAGCAACAAACGGAGCAUGUAUAAUAUGCUGAAGAUAAUAGGAGGCAAAGCAGCGCGUAAGGGAGAAUGGCCCUGGCAAGUAGCGAUAUUUAAUCGUUUUAGGGAAGCCUUUUGCGGUGGCACCUUAAUUGCACCCAAUUGGGUGCUUACAGCAGCGCAUUGUGUACGAAAAGUUCUCUAUGUGCGCAUUGGAGAGCAUAAUUUGGACUAUGCUGACGGCACCGAAUUACAAUUACGUAUACUGAAGAGUUUCAAGCACCCCAAUUUUGACAAGAAAACUGUAGAUAGUGAUGUAGCGUUACUAAAAUUACCUAAGCCCGUGAAUGCUACAAACUGGAUAGGUUUUUCUUGCCUGCCGACACCAUAUCAGCCCUUACCCAAGAAUAUGGAAUGCACAGUAAUCGGCUGGGGUAAACGUCGCAGUCGAGAUAUAUCGGGCACAAGUGUCUUACAUCAAGCAGAAGUACCUAUUAUAUCGAUGGAUAACUGCCGAUCAGUUUAUCAGGAUUAUACCAUUACAAAAAAUAUGUUUUGUGCAGGCCAUAAGAAAGGACGUAUAGACACGUGUGCUGGAGAUUCUGGUGGUCCUUUACUAUGUCGGGAUACUACAAAACCAAAUCAUCCUUGGACCAUUUUUGGUAUCACUUCCUUUGGUGACGGUUGUGCGAAGCGCAAUAAAUUCGGCAUUUAUGCAAAGGUGUCAAACUACGUAGACUGGGUGUGGUCUGUAAUAAACUGCAAUGGUAACUGCAAGUUGUAUCAACGAAGUUGAAGCUAUUUAGCAUCUGAAAUUAAAUUGUUAUGUUACAUUGUUCAUUGCUUUGUCACAGAAUAAAUAACGAGAAGUACAUGAAUGAAAGAAGUACAAUUCAGAUUAUAAAGUCGUUAGUCAAAGAC